AUGUUUGCGUGUGGUUUAUUUUUAAUAUCGAGUAACAAUCGAGUAUCGAGGCUUAACGAGCAAUUACGAUUUGCCUGUCCAUGUGGUUGGGAUGCAGACUGGGCAUCAAUUAAAUCAGCCCUUGUAUCGAAAUCGUGCUGUGUUAUGACUUAUGAAUAUUCACAUGUAUCAAGACAAGAGUCACGCCCUCUCGUGGACCUGCUGAACAUAAAAGAUGUCCAGGUGGCGGAU
Brenthis ino (lesser marbled fritillary) is the source of this 231-nucleotide messenger RNA. The record is from the annotation of a GenBank genome assembly. Lineage: Eukaryota; Metazoa; Arthropoda; Insecta; Lepidoptera; Nymphalidae.